AUGCAAAUAUACCACAAAAAAAAGGUUGACAGAUCGAUUAAAAGCAAGGACUCGGUGGAGGAUUGGUUGGCGUUGAAGGGGACGUACUUGGCGGAGAAGCCAUGGGACGAGUCGUGGCGGAGGGCCUCGUCGCGGAUGCUCUCACCCACGGGGCGGCGGUGCUUGAUCGAGGCGGAGGCGGACGCGGCGGCGGAAGGGGGAUUAGAAGAGGUGGCGGACUUGUGUGAAGGGGGAUCGGAGGAGUCAACUAAAUCAGUCGUUCGACUGAUAUUAUUGGGCUUGGAAGGGGGAUCGAAGGAGUCGACUGUUUCGAUUGAUGCUAUUGGCGCGGACGGUGAGGUGGCGGUGGCGCGGACGGUGAGGUGGCGGUGGCGCGGACGGUGGAGGGUUUUGUGUGAAGAAGAGAGAGAGAGAGAGAGAGGGCCUUUUGGUAUGUACUCGGGUGUGAAUGAUGUUAAUCUCCAUGCAUGGCCAAAUUCUUCAACUUCGAGUUACACACACAUAAACACAACUCAAGACAUAGGCUUUUCAAACAAAGCCGAGAAAUACCACUCGUCCUUAUCCACCCCACGGUCAAACUUCAUCCCCGUAUUCCACCUCAGCGUCCUAAACCCGACCCUCUCAAACAUCGGCACAUACGUCCCAUUCAGCUGCGACCCGAAGCAAAAGAAUCUAUCCAGCCAAAAAAUCCCCCCUGGCCUCAACACCCUGUACACGUCAUACAGAAUAAACUCCAUCAUCACAUCCGGAAUCCAGUUACUUAUCACGUGCAUCGAGUGCACGAUAUCCAGCGUGUUCUCGAAAAACGGCAGCCUCUCCGAAACCGUCACGUGCAUCGAGAUCAGCCCACGUGACGAAAUAAAACUGUUGAAAGGCCCGUCAAAAUUCAUUGAGGUCGUCACAAUCGUAACAUUCCUUUCCAUCAUUCGGGCCGCAAACGAGCCCGACCCGCCCCCAAUAUCAAGCCCGAUCCGAAUCGUGCCCUUUGGUUUGGUUGCAAGGACUCGAUCGAUCCCGAAAUCGAGCCCCCCAUUGUCGCGGAGCCACCGAACCCUUUCCCUGCCUUGUGUAGGGGUCCCAGACGAUGCUGGUGUCGGGCGGGGUGGCCCAGAGGCUGGCGGGCAGCGGGUCGGGUUCGGUGUCGUGGGCGAGGGCGGGUUUAAGGCAGCCGGAGCCGACGGAGAAGUAGAUCUGGUCGGAGCCCAUGCGGGGGUUGUGGCCGAAGGGGAGCUUGUGGGGCCCGAGGCUGAGUUUGGCUUCGUCGGAGAGGAGGUGGUCCUGGGUUGGGAGUUGGGCGAGUUGGGUGAGUUGGGUGAGUAG
Messenger RNA from Striga asiatica, 1320 nucleotides. The record is from the annotation of a GenBank genome assembly. NCBI's taxonomy places the organism in Eukaryota, Viridiplantae, Streptophyta, Magnoliopsida, Lamiales, Orobanchaceae.